Messenger RNA from Closterium sp. Naga37s-1, 867 nucleotides. NCBI's taxonomy places the organism in Eukaryota, Viridiplantae, Streptophyta, Zygnematophyceae, Desmidiales, Closteriaceae. The record is from the annotation of a GenBank genome assembly.
AUGCAACAUCAUCAAAGGACCACGAAGCACAGGGACGCCAUCCGCAACCAAGAGCUGGCGUUGGCGAAAGCGACCGGGCAGCAUCGCAUCCCCGAUUGCUCAAAAGCGCGUGACGUGGAGCACGAUGCUAUGGAGGUGCUGCUGGACACUAUGCUCUUCAUUCCAAAGACCGACGCACCCAUAGAGAUGUGGCCUUCUUGCACUUGUCAAACGCCCACCCGGAUGGUGAGAAGGCGAUUAUGGUGGAAUACCGUUGCUGGGCAGAGAAAAGAAGAAGAAGAAGAAGAAGAAGAAGAAGAAGAAGAAGAAGAAGAAGAAGAAGAAGAAGAAGAAGAAGAAGAAGAAGAAGAAGAAGAAGAAGAAGAAGAAGAAGAAGAAGAAGAAGAAGAAGAAGAAGAAGAAGAAGAAGAAGAAGAAGAAGAAGAAGAAGAAGAAGAAGAAGAAGAAGAAGAAGAAGAAGAAGAAGAAGAAGAAGAAGAAGAAGAAGAAGAAGAAGAAAGAAGAAGAAGAAGAAAGAAGAAGAAGAAGAAGAAGAAGAAGAAGAAGAAGAAGAAGAAGAAGAAGAAGAAGAAGAAGAAGAAGAAGAAGAAGAAGAAGAAGAAGAAGAAGAAGAAGAAGAAGAAGAAGAAGAAGAAGAAGAAGAAGAAGAAGAAGAAGAAGAAGAAGAAGAAGAAGAAGAAGAAGAAGAAGAAGAAGAAGAAGAAGAAGAAGAAGAAGAAGAAGAAGAAGAAGAAGAAGAAGAAGAAGAAGAAGAAGAAGAAGAAGAAGAAGAAGAAGAAGAAGAAGAAGAAGAAGAAGAAAGAAGAAGAAGAAGAAGAAGAAAGAAGAAGAAGAAGAAGAAAGAAGAAGAAGAAGAAGAAGAUGUAA